AUGGAGGCGGAGACGCAUCGACCUCACGAGGCGGCAGAAAGAUCCAAAGCCGCAGAGGAGCGAAAAAGAACGGAAGAGGAACGGCGGGGGGUUGAUGACGCAGAGAGGGCCAGGUUGGAGGCAGAGGCGGACAAACGUAAAGAGGAGGAGGCGCGUCGUGCAAUUGAGGUUGCUGAGAUGCCGGCGCUGGCAGCAGAGAAACAAACACUGGCGCUGGAGGAAGGAGUAGAUGCCCGGCGUGCAAUAGAGCAGGCAGAGAAGGCGACAGCAGUAGUGGAGGGAACGAGAGCGGGAGAGGCGGAGGAGAGGGUCAGGACGGAGGCAGCAGCGAUCGUUCGCAGAGAGGAAGAGGCGCUGCAUGCUAGAGAGGCGGCAGAGAGGGUGAGGGCCGCAGAGGAGCUCGUGAGAGAGAGGCAGGAACGUCUGAGGGCAGAGGCUGCAAAUAGGGUGAGGGCCGAAGCAGCUGAAGUGGUUCGUAGAGAGGAAGAGAAGCGGCGUGCAGGAGAGGAGGCAGACAAGGCGAAGGUCGUAGAGGAAAGGAGGAGAGCGGAAGAGGAACGGCAGAGGGAAGAGGCCGAGGAGAGGGUCAGGACGGAGGCAGCAGCGAUCGUUCGCAGAGAGGAAGAGGCGCUGCGAGCUAGAGAUGCGGCAGAGAGGACUAGGGCCGCAGAGGAGCUCCUGAGAGAGGGGCAGGAACGGCAGAGGGCAGAGGCUGCAGAUAGGGUGAGGGCCGAAGCAGCUGAAAUGGUUCGUAGAGAGGAAGAGGAGCGGCGUGCAAGAGAGGAGGCAGAUAAGGCGAAGGUCGUAGAGGAACGAAGGAGAGCGGAAGAGGAACGGCAGAGAGAAGAGGCUGAGGAGAGGGUCAGGACGGAGGCAGCAGUGAUCGUUCGCAGAGAGGAAGAGGCGCUGCAUGCUAGACAGGCGGCAGAGAGGGUGAGGGCCGCAGAGGAGCUCCUGAGAGAGAGGCAGGAACGUCUGAGGGCAGAGGCUGCAGAUAGGGUGAGGGCCGAAGCAGCUGAAAUGGUUCGUAGAGAGGAAGAGAAGCGGCGUGCAACGGAGGAGGCAGAUAAGGCGAAGGUCGUAGAGGAACGAAGGAGAGCGGAAGAGGAACGGCAGAGGGAAGAGGCUGAGGAGAGGGUCAGGACAGAGGCAGCAGCGAUCGUUCGCAGAGAGGAAGAGGCGCUGCGUGCUAGAGAGGCGGCAGAGAGGGUGAGGGCCGCAGAGGAGCUCGUGAGAGAGAGGCAGGAACGUCAGAGGGCAGAGGCUGCAGAUAGGGUGAUGGCCGAAGCAGCUGAAAUGGUUCGUAGAGAGGAAGAGAAGCGGCGUGCAACAGAGGAGGCAGAUAAGGCGAAGGUCGUAGAGGAACGAAGGAGAGCGGAAGAGGAACGGCAGAGGGAAGAGGCUGAGGAGAGGGUCAGGACGGAGGCAGCAGCGAUCGUUCGCAGAGAGGAAGAGGCGCUCCUGGCAAGAGAGGCUGCAGAUAGGGCGACGGCGGCAGAGGAGCUCCUGAGAGAGGAGCAGGAACGUCAGAGGACAGAGGCUGCACGAAGGAUGAGGGCGGAAGCAGCAGCAAUGGUUCGUAGAGAGGAAGAGGCUCGGCGUACAAGAGAGGAGGCCGUACAGGAGCUAAGGAGAGCGGGGCAGGAACGGCAGAGGGAUGAGGCUGAGGAGAGGGUCAGGACAGAGGCAGCAGCGAUGGUUCAGGCGAAGGCCGCAGAGGAGCGAAGGAGAGCGGAAGCAGAACGGCAGCGUGCAAGGGCGGAGGAAGAGGCGCGGCGUGCUAAAGAGGCGGCAGAGAGGGUGAGGGAAGAUGCAGAAAGGGCCAUGGUCGCAGAGGAGCUCUUGAGAGUUGAGAAUGAUCGGCUGAGGGCUGCGGCUGCAGAGCGGAUGAGGGACGUGGCAGACAUGUUAUCUCGCAGAGAGGAGGAAGAGCGGCGUAGACAUGCGGUAGAGAGGGUCAUGGGUGAGGCAGAGGCGAUUAUACGUAGAGAGGAGGAGGAUCUGCGGAGUGCUGAGGUCAGGCUUCAGUCCGAGGCGAUACAACCCAGUGCGGAGGAAACGCGCAUUGCCACGACGGCGGCUCGCCGAACGACAGAGGUCCCUCGGCAGAAUGCAGAUCUUGAAAUGGGGGUAGAGAGUGUUACAACAUCGACAGAGCAUGAGAGAUUGGGCGGGGAACAAGGAAGAACUCAAGGGGAUGAUAUGAGAGCUGCUGAGCUUGAGGAGAUGCGCCGUAGAUGGGUGGAUGAAUUGGAGUCUCGCCAACGACGCGAGGAGGCAGCGAGGAGGAGAGCUGCCGAUGAGCGGGAGCGAAUAGAACAUGAACAGGAGUUGGCAGAAGCUGUCGAGCGGCUGAGGGCGCAACGAGAACGCUGUAGAGCAGAGGGGGAGCGGGAAAGGCAACAUGCUGCAGAGAUGGCAAGGGUAGAGGCCGAAGCGUUGCAACAGAUACUGGCGGAGGACGCUCGGAGCGCACGGGAGGAGAAUGAACGGGAUAGUGCGGUCGAAGUGCAAAGAGUAAACGCGGAGACAGGAACUGCAGGGAAUGGGGGAAUCACAUCUCGUGCGUCUCAGGCUUUGGAUGAUGCGACAGUACGGGCAAUCGCCGAGGAUGAGCAACGGUUGGCAGACGCUGAACGGGAGCGUGAGGCAUCUGCAACUAGAGCGAUGCAAGAGGUUGAGCACAUGCGCCGUAGGUGGGACGAGCAGGUGGUCACGCGACGAGCAAGAUUGCAAACAGAGAGGAUGCGGGUGGAGCGGGAAGAGAGGAUGGCGGAGGCGGUGGCAGGUGAUGAAGUGGCGAGGGCUACGCGUGAUGCGAGUGAUCAGUUUCGCAAUACCGGCCGCGAUAGUGCUCCGACGCAGAGAGAACGAGAGUGGGGGGAAGCCGAGAACUUCGUACGGCAGAACGUCAUGCAAGGAGCGGCCAUAUUAGAGGAGACUGAUGAUGGGUUUGUAGAGGCGGGAACAACCGGAGUUGGUGGAGGUGUGGCCGGAGUGGCAUAA
This is a messenger RNA of Closterium sp. Naga37s-1, 3006 nucleotides long. The record is from the annotation of a GenBank genome assembly. NCBI's taxonomy places the organism in Eukaryota, Viridiplantae, Streptophyta, Zygnematophyceae, Desmidiales, Closteriaceae.